UGUCCAUUCCGCCGUCAUGUGAGCGGAGUUCGCGGUGGUCUCCCUCGCCCUCCUCGACCUGGACCCUCCUCCGUCGAGCUCAGCCGUCAGUGCCCGAACUCCUCGCUCUGGUAGUCCAGUGGGGUAUCCCCCGCUGUCUCCCGGUUUAUCCUGCACCCUCCGGCGUGCGGCGAAGCAGAGGAUGAGCGAGCAAGGGAAGGGCUCGGCAUCCGCCUCUGCCGCGGCCCCGGCUCCUGGGUCGGAUACUUAUAAAGGCUGGCUUUUUAAAUGGACCAACUAUUUGAAAGGAUACCAGCGGAGAUGGUUUGUCCUCAGCAAUGGCCUUCUUUCAUAUUACAGGACGCAGGCAGAAAUGGCCCAUACGUGUCGUGGGACAAUCAACUUAGCCACUGCACACAUCGACACAGAGGAUGCCUGCAACAUCGUCCUAAGCAGCGGCGGCCGUACCUAUCACCUGAAGGCAAGCACGGAAGUGGAGCGGCAGAGAUGGGUCACUGCGCUAGAGCUGGCCAAAGCUAAAGCCAUCCGCAUGAUGAACGAUCAGUCUGAUGACUCCGGGGACGAGGAGCCUACAUCUCAGUCAGACCGCAGCGAGCUUCAGGGCACCCUCAAGAUACUCGUCAGCAAGCUUGAUGACCUCAGCACAUGUAAUGACCUAAUCGCCAAGCAUGGGGCCGCCCUGCAGCGCUCUCUGAGCGAGCUUGAGGGUCUGAAAGUCCCUGUGGAGGGAGGGGAGAAGAUCAAGGCAGUGAAUGAGAGAGCCACCCUCUUCCGCAUCACUUCCAAUGCUAUGAUCAAUGCCUGUCGAGACUUCUUGGACCUAGCAGAGACUCACAGUAGGAGAUGGCAGCGGGCGCUGCAGUAUGAGCGAGAGCAGCGCACCCACCUAGAGGAGACCAUUGAGCAGCUAGCCAAGCAGCAUAACAGCCUGGAGCGAGCGUGGAGAGAAGCGCCCACGCUUGCUUCCACCACACCCAGUGCCCCCACCACCAACAAGGAAGGGAGUGAGAGGCUGCCAAAAGAAGAAGCGAGUGACGAUGAGGAUACUGAGUAUUUUGAUGCCAUGGAGGAUUCCCCUGCAUUCAUCACAGUGACGGCCACGGAGAGCACACAGCACAGGAGAUCUCAGAGUAAUUUGAGCGGAGCAAGUGGAGGUCAGCCCAGUGACUGGAACCAGGACAACCACAUGUCUCCCAGCUAUAACGAUGUGUCUGGGAAGGAGCUUCAGCCUCGCAGACAGAGGCGGACUCGCGUCCCAGACAAACCCAACUACUCCCUUAAUUUGUGGAGCAUCAUGAAGAAUUGCAUCGGCAAGGAGCUCUCCAAAAUACCCAUGCCUGUGAACUUCAACGAGCCAUUGUCGAUGCUGCAGCGUCUCACUGAAGAUCUCGAGUAUCAUGAGCUUCUGGACAAAGCAGCUCGCUGCGACUCCUCCUUGGAGCAGAUGUGCCUGGUUGCUGCCUUCUCUGUCUCUUCCUACUCCACCACGGUCCACCGGACAGCCAAGCCCUUCAACCCCCUCCUGGGUGAGACCUAUGAGCUCGAUCGCCUGGAGGAGUUUGGCUACCGCUCGCUGUGUGAGCAGGUGAGCCAUCACCCCCCUGCAGCUGCACAUCAUGUGAUUUCCCAACGAGGCUGGACCCUGUGGCAGGAAAUCACCAUCGCCAGCAAGUUCCGUGGCAAAUACCUCUCCAUAAUGCCUCUGGGUGCCAUUCACCUGCAGUUCCACGCCAGCGGGAACCACUAUGUGUGGAGAAAGGUCACCUCCACGGUGCACAACAUUAUCGUCGGCAAGCUGUGGAUUGAUCAGUCUGGGGACAUUGAGAUUGUGAACCACAAGACCAAGGAGACCUGCCAACUCAAGUUCUCUCCCUACAGUUAUUUCUCCAGGGACGUUCCACGCAAGGUGACAGGUGUGGUAGCUGACAGCGGGGGCCAUGCUCACUACAUCCUCUCCGGUACGUGGGAUGAUAAAAUCGAAAGUGCCAAGAUCGUCCAGAGCAGCAGAGGGGGUAGCGGAUCAGAGGGCAAGCAGAAGACCGUCUAUCAGACGCUGUCCCCCAAACUGCUAUGGAAGAAAUACCCUCUACCUGAGAAUGCUGAGAACAUGUACUACUUCUCAGCACUGGCCCUGACCCUGAACGAGCAGGAGGAGGGAGUGGGACUGACCGACAGCCGGCUGAGACCGGACCAGAGGUUGAUGGAGGAUGGCCGAUGGGAUGAAGCAAACUCAGAGAAACAGAGGCUAGAGGAGAAACAAAGAGCUGUGAGGAGGAGGAGGGAAGCAGAGGCCUCGGAGGCUCUGGAUGAAGGUAGAGAAUACGAAGGCUACCAGCCGCUGUGGUUUCACCAGAGGAGAGACUCCAUCACUGGAGAGACAAACUUUGUGUACAAGGGAGGCUACUGGGAGUGUAAGGAGAGACAGGACUGGAGCAUGUGUCCUGACAUCUUCUAACCCAGGAACUCGCCGCGAUUCACUCCUAACCUCAUCGGGCAGGGAACUCCUCUGCUUCUGCUCCUGAAGCAAUAGGGCAUAGCAGGCUAGUGAGCACCUUGUGGACCUUCUGUGAGCACGAGAAUGUGUAUGUUUGACACGCUCUCGAAUUACACUGUACCUCCAAAUGUGCACUCUCUCAUUCUGUUUUUACUCUGGGGAUAAAGACGGGGUAUUCCCCGCGUUGUCCUCUUUGACACUUUAUUGAAACAGCUGAGAGAUAAUGUGUGGAUGUGAUGUGGUGCUUGAGUUGUAGCACCACACAAUAAAGGCACCUACACACCCCUGAAAUCAGGUGCUUUCUAAAUCCUACCCACAAUGCACUUUUCUGUGUUCAACCCAUUUUAGGAGACUUAGAGAUUGGACAGACAACCCAUUUCAAUACAGCUCAAGGUUAUCCACUGAUAGUUAACAGGGACAAAAUCAAACAAGGACAAAACAUUUAAAAAGUGUCCUCAUCUUUGGUUUUAUUCACCAGUACUGAGUUCAUGAUUGCCACACUUUAUAAAUCUCAGAUUAGAUCGUUAUUGCCUUAUUGAGUUAUUUCAAUUUCGUUAAUUCCCUCUUCUUAAUUUUUUUAAGCAAGAGAUGUUAAAUAAAUGCCUCUUUAUCAAAAAGUUGAGUUGAUCCAAAGUGUUUAAGUCAAAUUCAUAAUUGAGACACUGUUGAAAAAUGAAAGGGCUGCCAGAUUUAAAGAUUACAUCAUGAUGUGAUCAAGGGACAAUUGUAAUGUUUUCAGGUUUUUAAAUCAAAAUAAUCAAGUUCUAUAUUUUUCAUUUAGGUACGCUGUAGUUAAGCUACCAUAUGUGGAAAGCACCGUAGGGUCUACCUGCUCUCACACUGAUGAAAAUUAAGGACACCACUGCUCCUGUGAAUGUUUCGUUUGACUUUAGAUAAAACUCACAGACAGCUAAGUGGACAAGUCAGAAGUAAUCUGCACCUUGUAAUAGCAAAUAUUUCACAACCUCUUUUUUGCCUGUCUAAGCUAAAAUUGUAUCGUACUAAAGGUUCUUCUUUUUGUUUUAAGUGAACACAAGUUUGUGUCCAGCAGGAAGUAAAGCGCCCUUUUCUUAAGACAAUAAAACUACAAAGUACCAAACUGGGUAACUUAAACACAGGGUGUCUGCAGGGUCUUUAAAGCAUUAAAAGUUGAUAAAUCAAUUUAGCCAAAAUUAAAGCUCUUAAAAAGUAUUAAAAAGUCUCAAAUGAAAGACUAUGGGGUCUUAGAUGUUGUUGCUUUUUAAAUGUGUAUUUUCAUCAAAGAAGGCUAUUAAAUGUUUUUCUUCUUUUGAGUUAAAAGUCAUUUUAAUCACAUGUGAUGUUCUUUUGAAACUCUGUCAGAAUAGUAAAAUGAGCAUAACUCAACUAUAGUGAGCUGUAUUUUAUCAGCUGCAGCAGUACAGUGUUCAUGGAAACAUCAGUGCAUCAAAAUCUAAUUAAAGAAUGUUAAAGAAUAAGUGUCCUGAAAUGGGCAAUAAUGCCAUGUUGUAUUUUUUUCUCAGACCUAAAUUUAUGCUGUUCUACUUUUUUGGUUUCAACUGAAGUGCCGAACUAGUAAAAAUUUACUUUAAUUCUACACUAGGUCAUUUGACUAAAAAUAAUCAGACCUUCUGUUGUCUUAUGGUAUCAGACCAAGGUCUUUUCCCCCUUUUUCCAUCCUCAAAAUGCUUCAAGAAAGCUUAAUUUACCUACAAAGAUAAGAAAUAUUACUGGCCUUUUAUUUUCUAUGUUGUCUCAUUUUUAUCCUAUCAUCAACACAAAACAGAUAUGAAUACCAUGUCACUUAUGUAACAGGUUCAAAAAUAUAGAUCCAAUAGAUUUUGAAAAUGUAUCAAGAGGGUCUUAAAAAGGGUAUUAAAAAGUAUUAAAUCUAAUGUCAGAUUUUCUUCAUAUGCCCUAAACAGAGAGAGAACCAAACAUGAACACCUGAAAUUGUAAAUGCUGUUCCAUCAGCCAGGGAUCACUGGACAUCAUUGAGUCAUUUUGUACAUGCACUCCUAUAUAUUUCUUAAUGUAUAACAGUGUUAUUUGCCAGAAUAAUCACUCUGAACAAAAUUGACCUAUUUUUUUUUAAAUCCAAACAAACAAGCUGUUAACAUAAAUAUUCUUACCCAAAGACAAUUGUAUGGAUUGUUUAUAAGUAAUACAUCAUGAUUUAAGUUAUUAUGUGCAAAUCUAAUUUUAACAACCUCAGAGCAGAUGGAGCCUCAUGCCCCCCCCCCCCGAAAACUCUGGUGUCCCCCUAAGGGGGCCGUGGACCCCAGGUUGGGAACCAAGGCUCUAAGUCAUGGUUUUAGACCACACUAGUGCAGAAAUCAGCACUCAUUUUAAUAAUCAAUUUUUAAGUCCAAAUCAUAAAAUACUUCUCUUAGACCCCACAUGCAAAUCAGAUUAAUUUUAAUCAUAGUAGUGAUUUGAUUUAUCAUGAUGAACUUUUUAAAUUCAGCUAUCAAUGCUGAUUUAUGGUUUGACAGCCCUGGUAUUUAUCAAUAUCAGUAUGGUCUCAACGUUGUACCGUUUUCCAUUAAACACUUUGGAUCUUCACGACAAGCAACUUUUAUCGUACGGCUCUUUUUAUACAGUGGAGGCUGGUUUAUCUGAACGUACGACACUGUAUGUGCAGAAAAAUAUUCAAUCAGGUGUUAGUGUUGCUGUUGCCCUGUAGGAACAUAAAAUUAGAAGUCAACUAUAUUCUAGUCAACGUAGAAAAUAUAAUAUUUAGUUCAGAAUUUUAAUAUUGUCUCUGUGUUUCGAUGCAUUUUCAUCUAAAACAGCUUGAGACAUUUUCCAUCGGUGAUUCUUAUUAGUAAAACUCUGCCGUGUCAGAGCACGUUUAGUUGUUACACAUUAGUGCGACGCAGCGGUGCAACCUUAAACACCUGUAUCACUUUAAGAUAAUCUUUACAUUAGUACAUAUCUCUGUUUGAUGUGUAGGGAUUCUUUACCUUGUCCUCUUCUGGUGCUCUUCCAUAGUAACACAUCCUGUAUCCACAGUUUACUGCAGUGACUCUAUAUACAGUUGGGGCUGGGCAAUAUCAACCAAAAGUCAUAUCUUAUUAACUUAUGACUUCUACACAACAUACCUUCAUUUUUUUCUGUACACAUAUUUUGGCACAAUACCAGUUUAUCAAAAUGGAUAUGAUUCUAGUAAAAAUAUUGCCCACGAUGUUGGGAAAUUUUUCAUUUUCAAAUACUGAAAAUUGCAGGAAAAACUCUUACAAACUAUAAAUUGUACCAAAACACUGGAAACAUGUCUGCACAUGGAGGUUGUGAAAUUUUUCUGUGCACUUAAAUAUUAUAUGUUUCAAAAUGAUUAUCUCCAUUAAAUUGAUUAUCGAUGGAAUCAAAAAGUAUAGAAAUUGAAUUAUCAUCAGUCUUAUUUAAACCUAAGACACAGUUUACUGUCUAAAUUGCAGACAUUUUUGGCAACAUUUAGAAAAGUGGAUCCCUCACUCCUUGCUAGUUCCACCCACUUGUCCAAUGUUGCCAACGGAUUGUGCAAUUUGGGGUGUGCUCACACUGGGCAAUCAGGCCUGUGUCCAGGCUCAUUUGACCCUCAAAGUCCAGUUUGUUUGACCAGUAUGCUUGCUCCGUGCCAUGUAAGAUGAUGGUAUUCCUCUGAAGAGGUGUAAUUUGGCACAGUAAGAUUGUUCAUGCAUGAACGUAGACAUGGGAAUGCAACAUGGACGUGACAUAUAGAUGUAAUCCGUCAUCAGGCAUAAUAGAGAAAUCAGGGAGUGUUUGAGAGCCGUGCGUGACCAGAGCAACUCAAAAUAAGCCACAGUGUGAGUAAAGUUGCUGUUGGGCUGGAAGCAAUGUGAUUGCAGCCUUCAACAGUGUGUAAGAGUUUGCCUGCAAUUUUUGAUGGUUAAAACAAUAAAUUACCCAAUUAAGGGUGACCAGGAUUUCUAUGUUGUUUCUGUGGUAUCACAUAUUGAUGUAAUUUAUUUUUACUAAUAAUGCAAAUGCCCAUGAUAAUAAAUCAGAUUAUACUUUUCCAUUUAGACGGAACAUUUCAAACAGAUUAUCUUUCGUGAGCACAUUACUGUGAGUGGUUCUCACUGUAAAAAAUAUUUUUUGGGGUAUUAGACUCAUUCAAUUGUUUUUCAUAACAGCAUAAACCACAUCAGUAUUAAUGACAGUCUGACCCCAUGUUUGAAAAUUUAUCGAUAUGUCUUACUGGAUGUAUUUCCCAGCCCUAGUAUUCAUACAAAGUACCAAAUCAGUGACACAUUCAGUGUUUACCACCAGUUCAUCCUCUAGCCUGCACCUCCACAGAUCCAUCACUCAUAGUUUGUAGCUCAGAGUUUUCCAGCAGGACUUCACAUGAGGCUGGAGCCGUUUUGUAUGGAGGUUUAUUGAAGCAGACAGGGCUGGUUCCUGUCGCUCACUGCUGUGCAAACUAAUGCAGACACAGAUUACUCCCCCUGCUGGAGCUCUCCACUCAGCCCACAUGUGAUUUCCUUUCAUCCAGUCUUCGUAAACCAGCUGAUCUGGGAUCAGCUUCUGAAGGUACCCUCGGUCUUUUGCCUUUAACUGACUGAACAAGGGAACGAGUCCCCUGACCUGUGCACUACACGUCUCUGGUGACAGCGUUUUGAAAAACAGUUAUUUUUUGUAAUUAUUGUUAGGAAUGUAGAAAUCAGGGCUGGAGGUAUCGUCUCUACCGCCUCGUCUAUUUGUGUGAAUAUUUUGUGAUAAUGAAUGAUAUUGUAAAUUGAAGAGUAAUUAUACUAAUCUGAGUAUUAAUAAGUUAUCUGUACAGCAUAGUUCAAAUCAGAAAAAAAACAUCUGAAUGAGCUUGAAGGAUUUGCUUUAAAUCAGUAUCGAUUCUGCUUAGAUGGAUGUUAAAUCUGAGUCUCCCUCAAUUUGGCUGCAGGUUUCUUAUUUUAUAUCAAAAUAGUGUUAACACAAAGAAAAUAUUUUUAUAGAUUCCUUGAUGCUAGCACAUCAGUUAAUGUGGUUCAGUGAUGAUUUCAUGGAUCAAUACAUCUGACAGUUCCUUCUUUCCCCUCCUAAAGUUGAAUCAAAUACACCAAAAAAUAAACAUCAGACAUUCACACAGAGUGAGGGAGUCUUAAAAAAAAAAAAAUAACAGAGUUAGUGAAAUGUUUGCUAUUUAAUGACUGAUUAUGAAAUAACACCUUUUUGACAAAGUUCUGCCUUUUUAUUUUAACAAAGAUGUUCUUCUACUCAUUGACAUAAAAGGUUUUAUUGCAUUUUUUAGUUGUUGGAGUCAUAAGCAGUUGGACACAGUUUAGAGGAUUACCUUUUUGCAAAGAGCUACCUAAAAAAUAAGACCCUUCAUAUCAAAGAUAUGUUUCGGAAGCUGUUAGCUUAGCUUUGCAAAAAAUGGAAACAGAGUGAGACAGCUAGCCUGUUUGUCAGAGGAUAUCAACAUCCACCUACUGGCAUUUCUUGAAGCAAUUUUAUCUCUCUUUUCUAGUUUAAAAUAGCCAUUUCAGAGUUGAUCAGGCAAUGCGAUAAAUUUCAACAGCACCAUGCAACUUUGGCAGCAGGCUGUGGCUCUCUGCGAGAAAUGCAUACAGCUUUACUGCUCUAGUUCAGUUCAAAACAAAACUACCGACCUACAGUAAAUGUAGCCAUUUAGCCACAAAUUAUAAACAUCAUGACAACAGUUAAAUACACAUUCAUAUACUCCACAUGCAAACGACAGGCUGUAGAUGUUAGCGGUCAUAUUUGCUCGGAAUUCAGUAAUAUUUCUGCACCUUCCCAGUCAACAUGGUUUUAUGGUUUCGCAGACAUCUUUCUAGCUUGAACACCCUCUUUCAGCAAAUGCAUGCUGUCUAUAAAAUGCACCAUGUGUGUUUUACAACAGUGCAGUUGCACCCAUCAAAAAACUUCUUAUUGAUGCAUAAGUACAAAAGGAAGCCUGGUCCACACACUUUGGAAACCACAGACCAUUCUAUUAUGUUAAAUUGACAACUGAACUGUGUUUUCAAUUCAUAAAAAGGGCUGUUUUUGCUGAAUUAAUACUAUUUCAGUUGGGGCAGCUUUGUCAAGAAAUGUGUGGUUUUUGGCAAUGAAUAGGAUUUAGUCUCCUGUUGGCUUUCGACACACUUUUUCUUCUUAAAAAGUAUUGAUUCAGGCACCGUUUAGACACCAGCGCUGAAUAAAAAGUAUGGAUUUAGCACCAGUAUCAGGAAAAAAAACAACCUAAUAUUCAACCCUUUUAAUUUGCACCUUUGGUUGUUAUAUAUGUUAGGUGGUGUGGCUGUUCUGGGAUCCCCCUGCCAUUCCACGAGCCUGCAUGGAAAGCAUCAAGCAGGAACAGCACAUGUUCCUGCUCUUCCUAUGCCAAUAAGGAAAGCCUAAUGCAGGGAGAAAA
Messenger RNA from Cheilinus undulatus (humphead wrasse), 8843 nucleotides. It is a transcript of the gene osbp2b, whose product is annotated as oxysterol binding protein 2b. Bases 182 to 2455 code for a protein of 757 amino acids. The record is from RefSeq and is a predicted model, not a curated record. The transcript has 14 exons. Gene Ontology annotation, molecular function: cholesterol binding. Gene Ontology annotation, cellular component: intracellular membrane-bounded organelle; cytosol; membrane. NCBI's taxonomy places the organism in Eukaryota, Metazoa, Chordata, Actinopteri, Labriformes, Labridae.